Camelina sativa (false flax) is the source of this 1262-nucleotide messenger RNA. Lineage: Eukaryota; Viridiplantae; Streptophyta; Magnoliopsida; Brassicales; Brassicaceae. The record is from RefSeq and is a predicted model, not a curated record.
UUGUUUUUAAGAAGGNAAAUAAAAAAAAAAAAAAAAAAAAAAAAGGACCUUUCAACCUAAAGAACAAAGGCCGAAACAGUUAACCCCUCCGUCGGAGCUCAGAUCACGAGCUACCGUCACCCAGAGGCUAAGUGACUGUGAGCAAAAGAGAAGAGAAGAUGGUUGGAGUAGAAAAGAGAUCCGAGAUGAUGCAUAAUCUCUUCGGCGAUCAAUCCGAGGAAGAAGAAGAGAUCGAUUCCGAACAUGAAUCCAAUCCUCAGCCUAAUUACGCUUCCGAUGAGGCCGAGGGAGGGAUGGAGCCUGAAGGAGAAGGUGAAGCUGAGGUUGAAGUUCACGGUGAGGCUGAAGCUGAGUCUGAUGGCGAACAGGGCGAUGUAGAACUUGAUCCUGGAGAAAGUGAGGGUGAGAGAGAGCAGAGUUCACAGGAGGUUGAUGUUGCUGAUCCACAUGAGGAGAGUGAAGCAAGAGAUAGUGAUAGUGAUAACAAAGAAGAAGAAGAACAUGUGGGUAGAGUAUCCAAAAACAGGAGACAGGCUGUUGUUGAGAGUGGAUCAGAGAGGUCUGGUGAAAAGCAUUAUGAGUCUGAAGAUGAUGAGGUUGAUCAGACUAGGAGUCCAAGAUCACCUAGUGAGGAGAAGGAAGAGGCUCAAGUUGCACAGUCAGACGUAAAUAUUCGUAACGUAUUUGGAUCUUCGGAUGAUGAAGAUGCAGAAGAAUAUGUCCGGAAUGACGUUGACCAGGAUGAACAUAGAUCGCCUAUCGAAGAUGAAGAAGGCUCUGAAAAGGAUCUGAGACCCGAUGAUACGGGGCUUGAUGAUGAUAUGGCCCCUGAAGAGGAUCCUCAAUACGAGUCAGAAGCUGAGCAUGUUGAACCUAGGUACAGGGAGAAGCCAGUUGGCCCCCCUUUGGAAGUGGAGGUUCCUUUCCGCCCUCCUCCAGGUGAUCCACUUAAGAUGACCAUGAUAAAAGUUUCCAAUAUCAUGGGAAUUGAUCCAAAGCCAUUUGAUGCCAAAACAUUUGUUGAAGAAGACACAUUCGUGACAGAUGAACCCGGAGCAAAGAAGCGUAUUCGUCUGGAAAAUAAUAUUGUUCGCCAUAGGUUUGUUAAGGGUCGAGAUGGCAAAACAUAUAGUGAAAGUAAUGCUCGGUUUGUAAGGUGGUCAGAUGGAAGCUUACAGCUAUUGAUAGGAAAUGAAGUUCUUGAUAUAACUGAACAAGAAGCAAAACAAGACCAGAAUCACCUCUUUACCAAACAUGAAAAG